Messenger RNA from Notolabrus celidotus (New Zealand spotty), 1030 nucleotides. It is a transcript of the gene hspb9, whose product is annotated as heat shock protein, alpha-crystallin-related, 9. Gene Ontology annotation, molecular function: protein folding chaperone. NCBI's taxonomy places the organism in Eukaryota, Metazoa, Chordata, Actinopteri, Labriformes, Labridae. Bases 169 to 822 code for a protein of 217 amino acids. The record is from RefSeq and is a predicted model, not a curated record. Gene Ontology annotation, biological process: response to heat; protein refolding. The transcript has 2 exons.
AAGUAACAGAUAGAAGACUCAAAGGGAGUACAAACUCUGAAAAUCCUUAGUUAUCACUCUUCACCAGAGCCUAGAGAUCUGAGAAAGGAAUCUUCAUUCAAAAAUCAAAGCGGAUAACAAUUACUGCAGUCAUAAGUUGCCUUUUAAAAAAGUUUUUCCCAUUCGGCCAUGAUGUCGCAACAUGCAGCCUUGACAAGCCUCUUUGGAGAUGACCCUUUCUUCAGCCAGGAGCAGCUGCUUUGGCCACUUCGUCGUGACUCCCUCUCCUCAAUGCAGCAGGAGUUCUUUAACCGGAGAACCAAGCUGGCUGACAGCCUCCUGAGGGAGCUCCAUGAUGGGCCUCAACUUCUCGGACUUUGCCAGAUGCCCUUCACUUCGAACACGCUGUCCAGGCUUGGUGAAAGUGAGCAGCCGAGAGAGAUUUCCAGCACAGAACUACACAAGGACAACAAAGAUGACCUCUUAGUGACCCUAGAUGUUCGGGGUUAUUCCCCAAGUGACAUCACCGUGAAGCGGGAGGGGAGAAGCCUGGCAGUGGUUGCCAUGAAGCAGGCUGGAGCAGAAGAGACCCAGUCCUGCUCCUCUUCUUCCUCCUGUGCUGCCUUCUGCUCCUCUUCCUCUUCAAAGAUGGGAUUUGUCCAGAAGAUUGACCUGCCAGCUCAUGUUGAUUUGUCUGGCCUCUCUUGCUCCUUGAUGGAUGAUGGACAGCUCCGUAUCCAUGCUCCCGCAGCCAAGCAACAAAUCAGUGAGGAGAGUCAGGUGCCUAUUCGUUUCAGGUCAUCACUGGAAUUUCCUAUCACCAAAGACAAGACAGAGAAUUAAAACACAGACUAAUACACACCAAAAAUACAACACACAGUUACAUUUUAUAAUGAAUAAACAUACAAAUUGUAACCCAACACGUGAUCAUACAAACUCUUUCCUAAGACUUUUUAUGACAAGUAAAAUGUAUGUCUACUAAAUUGAAAUGAUAUUUAGUUUUUGAUUAUUUGUAUAAACUGAAAUACAAUAAACUGAUUUUUAAUAUUGA